AUGUCGUCGCCCCGGUGGACGAUCCGAGAUGUUCUGGCCGUGGUCCUCAGCGUCGUGUGCUUCGCCGUCGCGUGGUUCGUCUCUUUAGGACCAAACCUGUUUGUCUACCGCUUUCCGGACAGGGAGUAUGCGCUGGAACAGCUCUCGAAGAACAAGGCGCUGGAUGUGGUUCGGCCCUCACGUCUUCUCGGCGAUCCUGUGGUGGAACCUUUCCUGGGUGCAGCUCAUCAAGUGGAUUCGGGCAGAGCAUCUGUGGAUCCAUCGCUGGAAUGGCAGGCUCCAGGCGACCUGCAUGCUGGGCCAGAUCAUCACUGGCAUCGGCCUGGCAAGCGGCUCCCCCACACCCGGCAUCAAAAUGGUCAGCACUGCUUAUGCCCUGGCCAUGGCCUAUGUCCUCGCGCAGACCAUCUACUAUGUGAGGACAUCGUCCGGCACAAGUACUGGGCCACAAAACUUUUCGGCUACUCCCAGGCAAUUGCCCUGCAACGGAUUUAUUUUUUCGCCUUGGUCGCGCUGACGCUCCUCGACGACGAUAACUCGCCAUACAACGCGAUCACGCCUUCCUCGCCCCUUGCUCAGCGCAAUGCCGAGGCCAAGGAGAUCUUCAAUGACGCCUUCACGAUGUGCAUCUUUACGGCCAUCGUCUUGACAGAGUGGUACCAGGCAGCUGACCUCGAUGAGCUUCUGGAGUAUCGGGCCAAGGAAGCCAAGAUCAAGAGCGGCCUCCCUUCGCUGGAGCAGCCCUUGGUGCGGUGA
This is a messenger RNA of Symbiodinium natans, 756 nucleotides long. Lineage: Eukaryota; Dinophyceae; Suessiales; Symbiodiniaceae. The record is from the annotation of a GenBank genome assembly.